Messenger RNA from Peronospora farinosa, 852 nucleotides. NCBI's taxonomy places the organism in Eukaryota, Oomycota, Peronosporomycetes, Peronosporales, Peronosporaceae. The record is from the annotation of a GenBank genome assembly.
AUGAGCUCUCUGGAAUUAUGCAACCCCAAACAGGAAGCUCAAUGGCGUCAGCAGCGAGCCAAACUAUACGAAGAGCUCUAUGAAGGUGGCAAAGCAGCGCUUGAUCGAGCGAGUGUUCGUAAAACAAGACAGCACUUCAUAGCUGGUGCAACGCUCGAGUCCAAGCCGUACGAGUUUCUCACUGAGAACGACGGUGUUGCUCUCAUUUGUGCACCAAUUCCACAGAAAAUGGCGGAGCGCUGUCACGCCAUUGGCACGCAGCUGACAGACUUGCUACCACGUGAGCUUGAAACCAACAACGCCGUGGCUUGCGUCACACGUCGUGAUCUCAUGCACGUCACUCUCUUUCAUACGUCACAUCCUGGCGAUAUGGCACCAGACGCAAGACUACGGUUCCCUCAGGACGUGGCACAGCUCCAAGACAUGUGCAUGCACGUGGUACCGUUCGAAAUGACUCCUGUCCAGGUCCUCAUGGCCUCUUCAGGUGCUAUUAUCAUGCUCUUUCAAUGCUUGUCUACGACUACAAAGCUUCAUGACGACGUUGUCAACGCUCAUGCCGAGUUUUCAGUGGACGUGAUCCGCCGCAUGGCGAAAGAAACGUUUUCAUACACGCCCAAGACGGACACGCAAGUGAUCAUUCACUCGACGCUAGGACGUGUGUUGUCGCCGGAUGUGAGUGAGGAGACCCUGGAGUGUCUUCGAGCCAAGUGUGACGAGAUCACGGCCGAAUGCAUGGCCGAGCCUCAAUCGGCAUUGUUCGACAAGCUCUGGUUUGUAGAGGAGACCCAUCACUUGUCACCGCAAGGUCCCAAGACUGAGGUCCCAUUGUGUGGUGGUGGGUAUAAGGCGUAA